Messenger RNA from Truncatella angustata, 387 nucleotides. Its product is annotated as cyanovirin-N family protein. The transcript has 2 exons. Lineage: Eukaryota; Fungi; Ascomycota; Sordariomycetes; Amphisphaeriales; Sporocadaceae. Bases 1 to 387 code for a protein of 128 amino acids. The record is from RefSeq and is a predicted model, not a curated record.
AUGGCCGGCAACUUCUUCCAGACCGCUCAAGAGAUCCGUGUCGAUGACGGACACUUCCUCCGCGGCCGCCUCCAGAGGGUCGACGGCGAGUGGGUCGAUGCCGAGAUCAACCUGAACGACCACCUCGGAAACAACAACGGUAUGUGUACCCUCACUUCAACGUUCCGUGAUACUCCUUCGACUAACGUGUCUGGUAAAGGCCACUUUGCAUGGGACAGUGCUGGUUUCGCCAACUCGGCCGAGGACAUCCGCCUCUCCAUCGAGGGUGAUGGCCCGGUCGCUGUCCUCCGUGCCCGCCUCCGCAACGAGAACGGCGAGUGGCAGGAUUCAGAUAUCAACCUGAGCGAGCGCCUGGGCAACAACAACGGUGGUUUCUACUGGUCAUAA